Molecule: messenger RNA, 2019 nt
Organism: Arachis ipaensis
Lineage: Eukaryota; Viridiplantae; Streptophyta; Magnoliopsida; Fabales; Fabaceae
Source: RefSeq, a predicted model, not a curated record
AUGGAUUUAGUGGUAUUCGAAGGCAAUAUAGAUAACAGUGAUGGAGCUAGGGUUGCUGGUCAACAAGAAUGCCAGAAUAAGGAUGGUGGAGUGGAAUUAGGCCAAGAGGGACAUGAGGCGGUUAGUGAUGAUGUUAGCAGUGGCGAAAACAGUGAUGACCCAACAUACUUGCCAUCUGAUAAAGAGGAAAACAGUAUGGAAGACAUCCACUUCACUGACAGUGAUGAGGUGUACGACUAUGAAAGUGGAUUCGGUGAAGAUAAUGCUGUGCCGAAGGACUGUAAUGUGGAAAAGGGCAAAAAGGUUGUUACAAGUGAUUUGGAUGAUGAGGAUGCAGUUGACGGUGAUGAAUUAGAGCAGGACCAUGUAAUAGGGAUAGAUGCUGAUGAUGGGGAGGAUCUUGCUGAGGAGGGGGGGCAGAGGUUUCCUGUGCAUAAGACACAAAAGGAGAUGGGAAAGUACCAAUGGAAGGUGGGCACAUUGUAUGAAUCUCGGCAGGAGUUCAAGGAUACGGUGGUGGCCUAUGCAGUCAACACAGCUAGGAACAUUAAGUUCAAGAAGUGCAACUUGGUGAGGGUUCGAGCUAUUUGUCAGAAAGGCUGCCCAUUUUGGUUAUAUGCACACAGGGUCGGUGAGGAGUUCACUUGGCAACUAAGAAGCAUGAAUCUCCAACAUACCUGCAUGCAGACACACAGGAUUGGGAUUAUGCACAGCAAAUGGUUGGGUAGCCAGUUUAAGAAGAAAGUUGAAUCCAAUCCAAAGAUCAAGGUGAAGGAGCUGGUUGCAAAGGCUCACAAAAAAUGGAACCUGACCGUUACCAAGGCAAUGGCAGCUAAGACAAAACAGGAGGCUUUUAGUCAGAUACAGGGCGCCUUUAGGGAGCAGUACAAGCGAAUAAACGACUACUGCCAUGAACUCCUAAGAACAAACCCAGGUUCCACAGUGAUUCUGAAGGUUAUUAGAUCACUAGAUUUUGCUCAAGAGAGACAGAACGCAGAACUGAUGAACUAUUGUGUUUUUCAAAGAAUGUAUGUAUGCUUUGAUGCUUGCAAGAAAAGUUUUCAACACUGCAGAAGGUUCAUUGGGCUGGACGGUUGCUUCUUGAAAACCCCCCAAGGUGGACAACUGUUGACUGCAGUCGGAAGAGACCCAAAUGACCAGAUUCUUCCAAUUGCGUAUGCGGUUGUGGAGGUGGAGACUAAGGACUCUUGGGUCUGGUUUCUGCGUCACCUGUCUGAUAACUUAGGCCCAUACAACCUUGCAAAGUGCACGUUUAUGUCUGAUCAGCAAAAGGGCUUAUUGUCGGCGUUUGAAGAGGUCAUUCCAGGGGUGGAUAACAGGUUCUGUGUCAGGCAUCUCUACAGCAACUUCAGGAAGAAGUUUCCUGGUUUAGAGCUAAAGAACAAGAUGUGGAGGUGUGCUAAAGCAAGUCAUUGGCAGAGCUGGGAGAAGGAGAUGAAAAAUUUGCGAGUUCUGAAUGAGGGAGCAUUUAGACAUCUCAAUGGCAUUCCACCAAGGUUCUGGUCAAGAUCCAGGUUUACCUUCCUAUCUAAAUGUGACAGUCUUGUUAAUAACAUGAGUGAGAGUUUCAAUGCUGUGUUAGUAGAAGCAAGAGAGAAACUAAUUGUGAGCAUGUUAGAGGAUAUUAGGGUUUAUAUGAUGACUAGAUGGGCUGCAAAUAGGGAAAGGGUUCUUAAUUAUCCAGAAAACAUUAUGCCAAUGAUUACCAAGAAAUUAGAGAAACGGGCAAGCUUAGCUAGGGACUGGAGGCCUUACUGGUCAUCUGCUAGCAACUACGAGGUUAUGUGUGGUCUAGAUAAGUAUGUUGUGGAUCUGGCUGCUGGUGAAUGUUCUUGCAGGACUUGGCAAAUGAGUGGAAUUCCUUGUCCUCAUGCCAUCAGCUGCAUCACCUUCAAGGGCCUUAAUUUGGAGUCAUAUGUGGCUGACUGCUACAAGAAAGAGGCCUACAUCAAGUGCUACCAGGAGGUGAUACACCCUGUAAACGACCCGGAGCUAUAG